AAUAUUUAUAUAUAUACACAUAACCCAUCAAAAAAAGGACGAGAAGGGUAUUAAAAAGUAUUUGGAGUCUAGCAAUGAAAAUGAAGCAGGUAAUACUAUUAUCCUGAUCUUUAAAAGAAAAAAAGAAAAAAAGAAAAAAAGAAAAAAAAAACCUCAGUUCUAUUACUCUGUUGCAUGGAAAGUUUCACUGAUUCAUUCAAAGACUGCAAAAGUUUUUUGAGUGGAAAAAAGGAAGACAGAGAGCAAAAAAAGAGAUUCCACAAUUGGGAAUCUAAUCUGAUGCUGUUUGAUUGGGUUUUCUAUUAGACAGAGACAGUGAUUAUACCUUUUUGGCGCCUGAGAGUGUCUUAGAAAUUAAUUGAAGAAGAUUAAGUUGUUGUUGCUGUUGUCAUACUUGUUGUUGUUGUUGUUGUUGGGCUGUUCCAUUUCUGGGUUUUGUCCGAAUCAGAGGCUUGGACUGAAAGACUGAAGCUUUUUUCAAAUCUGGAUCUUACCUGGAAGACGAACAAGUAUUCAAAGAAGCUGAUCUUGUAGCGUGGAAGAAUUGGACUUUUUUUUUUUUUUUUUUUUUGGCUUUUCACUGCAACAUUUGUAAUAUUCCUAUUGCAUCUAACAAAAGGUAAAAUUUUAGAAAAAGAAAGGGAAUUUUAGCGAUUCUUACAAAAUAUACUUAGAAUUUAAUGCAGUGGGCUUGUAUUUGUUUAACUAAUUGUGGAUCUUUUUUUAUUUCUUUUUUUGUUUGUUGGGUUUAGUUAGAGCAUUUACUGAAGCAGAAUCAACUUGCGGAAAAAAAAAAAAAAAGGGGGGGGAAAAAAAAAAAAGCGGCUUUGUCGAGGAUGUUCAUCGUCAUCUUCAUGAAUUAGAAGUAAAAGAGGCUUUUUUGUUAUUAUUGCUGUGGAAGAACCAACAACGACGACAACAAAAUCACAACCGUAAAAGAGAAAAAGGAGAGCUUCUGAGAUGAAGGAAGCAGAAAAAAGCUUGGAUCCGCAGCUAUGGCACGCAUGUGCAGGAGGGAUGGUUCACAUGCCUCCGGUGAACUCCAAAGUCUUCUACUUCCCUCAAGGCCACGCCGAGCACGCCCAGACAAACGUAGAUUUCUCCUCCGCCGCCCCCCACCGUAUUCCGGCGCUCAUUCUCUGCCGUGUCGCCGCCGUGAAAUUCAUGGCGGACCCAGAAACCGACGAGGUCUUCUCCAAGAUAAAGCUGGUUCCUCUGGGAAACAACGAGCUCAAUUGCGAAGUCGGACUCGGCGUCGGCGUUGGCGGAGAUGGAGUUUUGGGUGCUGGUGGUGGUUCCGACGAAAACCCCGAAAAACCAGCUUCUUUCGCGAAGACACUGACCCAAUCCGACGCCAACAAUGGUGGGGGUUUCUCCGUUCCCAGAUACUGCGCGGAGACGAUCUUCCCGCGUUUGGAUUACUCCGCCGACCCUCCGGUCCAGACCGUCAUAGCCAAGGACGUCCACGGUGAAAUCUGGAAGUUCAGGCACAUUUACCGAGGAACACCCCGCCGACAUUUGCUGACCACCGGCUGGAGCACCUUCGUCAACCAGAAGAAACUCGUCGCCGGCGAUUCCAUCGUCUUCCUCAGGGCCGAUAAUGGUGAUCUCUGCGUCGGGAUUAGGCGGGCCAAGAGAGGUAUCGUCGGCGCCGGCGGCGGUGGUGGGCCGGAAUCCCUAUCUCCUUCCGGUUGGAAACGGAAUCCCGGAAGCUGCGUUUCGUCAUAUGGUGGAUUCUCUAUGCUGUUGAGGGAGGAAGAGAACAAGCUGAUGAUGAGGAAUGGGUGUGGGAAUUCGAUCCCCGGUGGCGGCAGGGUGAGGCCUGAAGCUGUUGUGGAGGCUGCGGCUAUGGCGGCGAAAGGGCAGCCGUUCGAGGUGGUGUACUAUCCGAGAGCAAGUACUCCGGAGUUCUGUGUUAAGGCCUCGGCGGUGAGAGCGGCAAUGAGGAUCCAGUGGUGCUCUGGGAUGAGGUUCAAGAUGGCAUUUGAAACUGAGGAUUCCUCCAGGAUUAGCUGGUUCAUGGGAACCGUAGCCUCUGUUCAGGUUGCUGAUCCAAUCCGCUGGCCUAAUUCUCCAUGGCGGCUUCUUCAGGUGACAUGGGAUGAACCAGACUUGCUACAAAACGUAAAGCGUGUAAGCCCAUGGUUGAUUGAAUUGGUAUCUAACAUGCCCCUUGUCCACUUGUCAUCUCUUUCACCACCACGAAAGAAGUUGCGGCUCCUGCAACACCCAGACUUUACUCUCGAUGGUCAAUUCACCGUGCCAUCGUUUUCAGGCAACCCCCUUGGGCCCAGCAGCCCCUUGUGUUGUCUACCUGAUAACACUCCUGCAGGCAUACAGGGAGCCAGGCAAACCCAAUUUGGAUUAUCUUUAUCACAUCUCCACCUUAACAACAAGCUGCAGUCAGGGCUGUUUUCCUCCAGUUUCCAGCAGUUCAAUCAACAUUCUAGAAUUUCUAAUGGGAUCAUGACAGGCCGCACGAAUAGCAACGAUAGUGGCCUAUCUUGCUUGCUAACAAUGGGGAAUUCUAGUCCGAAAUUGGAGAAGUCGGAUAGUGUAAAGAAACACAAGUUUUUACUCUUUGGUCAACCUAUACUCACCGAGCAGCAAAUCUCUCAUGGCAAUUCCACUGUGACAGUCUCACAAGUUCUUAGUGGGAAAAAUUCAACAGACGAGAUUUCAGAAAGAGCCAAGUUUCUUUCUGAUGGCUCCGGAUCCACACUUGAGCAGCAGGUUUCAUCAGAAAAAUCAUCAAGUCCUGGGUUUUCAUGGAAUCAAGGUUUACAAGCGGCUGAAUUAGGACUUGAUACCGGUCAUUGCAAGGUAUUCAUGGAGUCGGAGGAUGUGGGGAGGACUCUUGACCUCUCUGUUUUGGGCUCUUAUGAAGAGCUAUAUAUGAGGUUGGCCAACAUGUUUGGAAUAGAAAGAUCAGAGAUGCUGAGCCACGUUCUUUACCGUGAUGCAAGCGGUGCUCUUAGACAAACAGGAGAUGAACCGUUCAGCGAUUUUAUGAAAACUGCAAAAAGGCUGACGAUUCUAACAGAUUCAGGCAGCAACAAUAUUGGAAGGACAUGGGUCACAGGGAUUCGGAAUGCUGAAAAUGGACUAGGUGCAUCAAGUAAGACUGGUCCUCUGAGCAUAUUUGCUUAGUCUUUAUGUAAGCACUCGAGGCUAGAUGUUGAGAGUAUUUUAAACUUUUGUUUGAAGGGUUUUAAUUUACUAGGGAAAACUGGAUAUUAACUCAAAAAGUCUUUGAUUCAUGACAUUUUGCUUUGGUACUCUUUUUCUUUUUUUUUUUUUUUUUUGGGUGUUUGUGGUGUAAGUAUAUAAUGCUUUAAAUGAACAUUGUUGCUUGCUAUUACGAUGAA
Ziziphus jujuba (common jujube) is the source of this 3368-nucleotide messenger RNA. Its product is annotated as auxin response factor 18. Gene Ontology annotation, biological process: regulation of DNA-templated transcription; response to hormone. The transcript has 4 exons. Lineage: Eukaryota; Viridiplantae; Streptophyta; Magnoliopsida; Rosales; Rhamnaceae. The coding region runs from base 961 to 3150 and encodes 729 amino acids. Gene Ontology annotation, cellular component: nucleus. The record is from RefSeq and is a predicted model, not a curated record. Gene Ontology annotation, molecular function: protein binding; DNA binding.